GGCAGAGAGCCGCGGGGCGGGGCGGGCUGGCGGGCAGGCGAAGGGAUUGGCUGGAGCCCAGAGGGCCGGAUCGAACCUUUAAGAGGCGCGAGGGGGCGUGCAGGGGAGUGUGCGCCCAGUCCGCCCGCCUGCGGGUACUGCUGGUACGCUGGGACCGUGGCGGCGGCGGAGGCUACGGCGAGAACCCGGACCGAGCGGAGGCCCACGGAACAGAGGAACAUCCCGGCGUUCCGGUCCCAGGCGGGGUGGCCCGCGAGUCAUGGCCAAAGGAGAGGGCGCCGAGAGCGGCUCCGCGGCGGGGCUGCUGCCCACCGGCAUCCUCCAAGCCGGUGAACGUCCGUCCCAGGUGAAGAAGGAACCAAAGAAGAAACAACAGCUGUCCAUUUGCAACAAGCUUUGCUAUGCAGUUGGUGGGGCCCCUUACCAGGUGACUGGCUGUGCCCUGGGGUUCUUCCUGCAGAUCUACUUGUUGGAUGUGGCUCAGGUGGACCCUUUCUCUGCCUCCAUCAUCCUUUUUGUGGGCCGAGCUUGGGAUGCCUUCACAGACCCCCUGGUGGGCUUCUGCAUUAGCAAAUCCUCCUGGACCCGCCUGGGCUGCCUCAUGCCCUGGAUCAUCUUCUCCACGCCUCUGGCCGUCAUAGCCUACUUCCUCAUCUGGUUUGUGCCUGACUUCCCACAGGGCCAGGCCCUGUGGUACCUGCUGUUCUAUUGCCUUUUUGAGACACUGGUCACGUGUUUCCACGUUCCCUACUCAGCUCUCACCAUGUUCAUCAGCACAGAGCAGAGUGAGCGGGAUUCUGCCACUGCAUAUCGGAUGACUGUGGAAGUGUUGGGCACAGUGCUGGGCACAGCGAUCCAGGGGCAAAUUGUGGGACAAGCCGAUACACCUUGUCUCCAGGACCCCAACGGUUCUGCAGUGGCCUUGGAAGUUGCCAAUCACACACAUGGCACCACCUCACUUAGAGAAACGCAAAAUGCAUACCUGCUGGCAGCAGGGGUCAUUGCCUCCAUCUAUGUCAUCUGUGCUGUCAUCCUAACCCUGGGCGUGCGGGAGCAGAGAGAACCCUAUGAGACUCAGCAGGCUGAGCCAAUGCCCUUCUUUCGGGGCCUCCGGCUGGUCAUGAGCCAUGGCCCAUACAUCAAGCUUAUUGCAGGCUUCCUCUUCACCUCCCUGGCUUUCAUGCUGGUGGAGGGAAACUUCGCCUUGUUUUGCACCUAUACCUUGGGCUUCCGAAAUGAAUUCCAGAACCUGCUUCUGGCCAUCAUGCUCUCGGCCACAUUCACCAUUCCCAUCUGGCAGUGGUUCCUAACCCGGUUUGGCAAGAAGACGGCUGUAUACUUUGGGAUCUCAUCUGCAGUGCCAUUUCUCAUCUUGGUGGCUGUCAAGAAGAGUAACCUGAUCAUCACAUAUGUGGUAGCUGUGGCGGCUGGCAUCAGUGUGGCUGCUGCCUUCUUACUACCCUGGUCCAUGCUGCCCGACGUCAUUGAUGACUUCCAUUUGAAGCAGCCCCGCUCUCGUGGAACUGAGCCCAUCUUUUUCUCCUUUUAUGUCUUCUUCACCAAGUUCGCCUCUGGAGUCUCACUGGGCAUCUCCACCCUCAGUCUUGACUUUGCCGGGUACCAGACCCGUGGCUGCUCCCAGCCGGCACGUGUUAAGUUCACCCUGAAGAUGCUGGUGACCAUGGUUCCCAUAGUCCUCAUCCUGCUAGGCCUGCUGCUCUUCAAGCUGUACCCGAUUGAUGAGGAGAAGCGGCGGCAGAACAAGAAAGCCCUACAGGCUCUGAGGUGUCAGAUAUUCCUAUGAGUCCCACUCUGCAGAUGAAGAAACUGAGGCCUAACCAGCAAGAGUGACUGGCCCAGCUGAUCAGGGUUAGAGCUGGGGUGGAGCCCUGGCGUUCUCACUCCAGAGCCUGCAUUCUUCGCUGCUCUUGUGGCAUGCAGGAGCUCAGGUGUGGCCUGAACUCUGGCUUUCGGGAGACUAGAAGGCAGGGUGGGGUGAGUCAUGCCAGCCCAUCAGUCAGCCUAGGCCAGAGCAUAAUCCUGGGGCUUGUGGGCAGCAAAAAUAGUGAACAGGCCAACCACCAGUUUCUGGGCAGAGAGUGGGGGUGAGUAAAGUGUGGUUUAGAGUUAGUUGCCUAACACCAGGCUAAGACUGCAGAGCCCAGAUCCCCGUGAGGAAUGAGGCAGGUGGGGACAAGAGAGGGGUAAGGAUGCUUCUUCUAACCUGUCUCUGGCUCUUGCAGGGAAGAGGCCAGCAGCUCGGGCUGCUCUGACACAGACUCUACAGAGCUGGCCAGCAUCCUCUAGGGCCUGCUGUGGGCCUUGCUCAAAGCCACCAUGCACGGGACCUGGGUCAUCAGGCCACACAAGAAAUCCGGGCAUGCUUGCCUGCUCACUGAAUAGCUGGUCUCCAGGUACCAGGAAGAGAGCCAAAGACUCAGAGUAAGCAGCCCAGGACACCUCCUGUGCCCACUGUGGGGCAGGCCGUUCAUACAGCUGCCUGCCUCCCUUGCCUGCUGUGGGGCUGAGCCCUGGGGCUGCUACUGUGAAUAUGCCAAGGACUGAUUGAGCCUAGCUCGGAACACUAAUGUAGAAACAUUUUAUACAGAGACUAAUUAAUAACUUAAUGACCAUGUACAUAGCAAUGUGUGUGGGUGUGUGUAUGUCUGUGAGCUAUUCAUGUUAUUAAUUUUCAUAAAAGCUGGAAAAUGGG
Molecule: messenger RNA, 2713 nt
Organism: Manis pentadactyla (Chinese pangolin)
Lineage: Eukaryota; Metazoa; Chordata; Mammalia; Pholidota; Manidae
Gene: MFSD2A
Product: MFSD2 lysolipid transporter A, lysophospholipid
Exons: 14
Coding region: 260-1804 (514 amino acids)
Biological process (GO): carbohydrate transport
Cellular component (GO): membrane
Molecular function (GO): lysophospholipid:sodium symporter activity
Source: RefSeq, a predicted model, not a curated record